Messenger RNA from Cajanus cajan (pigeon pea), 1383 nucleotides. Its product is annotated as GPI-anchored protein. The record is from RefSeq and is a predicted model, not a curated record. NCBI's taxonomy places the organism in Eukaryota, Viridiplantae, Streptophyta, Magnoliopsida, Fabales, Fabaceae.
ACUAGCUUUUACCCUUUAUUUUUCUUUGCCUUUCCCUUUGGUUCCAAACACUAACAUCACAAAUCCUCUUCUUUUUGGUUAUAGAAACAAGACACCUUUCUGCCAUUCCCCUCAGCCAAGGCUUAUUCUCUUUGAAUCUCAAAUUAACACCAUGUCAUUGCAAUUGCCAUUGACCCUUUUCUUCUUCUUGUGCAUCCUCUUCUUCCCUUGCUACCUGUGCCACAACCCUGACUCAGACAGAACAAUCACCCUUAAGCCUAUUUUGCUAACCCCAUCCAAGCCUACGACAACAAUCCCUGCAUUCCCUGAACAAUCUGAUGUUGCAGGGUGCCCUCUUACCCUCUCAGAUGAAUUCUUUGAUGGGAUCAAAAGUGCAUGUGGUGGCACCAAAAGUGGUGGUGGUGAUAACAUGGAGCUCCACCACAGCAGGUGCUGCCCUGUGCUUGCAGCAUGGUUGUAUUCAGCAUAUUCUGCCACUGCACUAGGCCAUGGGCAUGCCACAGCAGCAUAUGACAUGAUGCCCUUGCUGCCAGAUGACUCAGAAACCUGUGUGAAUGAGCUGGGAAAAGCCUUGGAAGUGAGGGGAAUUGAGCUGGCCAAGCCUAAUGAGACUUGUGAUGUGGUGUACUGCUUCUGUGGCAUUAGGCUGCACCACUUGACAUGCCCUGAUGCAUUUUCUGUUGGCCAAAGUGGGGAGCUUGUGGGGGAUGCAAGUGUGAGAAGGUUGGAGAAGAGUUGCUUGAGUAGCACCACAAAUGUCAAUGGCUUACCAGGUCUUGGAGGCUGCUCUAAGUGCUUGAAUAGCCUCUAUUUGCUUAACAAGAAGACUUCAAAUUCAAGCAAAGCAGAAGACAGGACCACCAAGAUCCACAACAAAGCUUGUGAGAUCAUGGGCCUGACAUGGCUUCUGGCUAAGAACAGAACAGCUUAUAUGCACACGGUUUCGGCAGUUCUUCGUGCAUUGAUGCUGAACACUGAUGGCUCCUACCCUCAAUCCUGCUCUCUAAACAGUGAUGGAAUGCCUUUAGCUGUGGAUUCAUCUGAAAUCUCUGAUCACUCUUCAUCAACCGCCCUCCAACCACCCUCCUAUGUUUCUUUGUGGUUACUUUGUUUGCUACUACUAAAUGUGCAUUUUGCAAUGUUAUCCUCUUAGCUCCAAUAUGAUGAACCAAAAGAGGAUCUCAAGCAUGACAUUUUGUAGAUUUGAAUCUGUGAUGUUGUUGCAUAGGAAUGUAGUUUUUUUUCUGAGUUAUUGAAUGCAAUAGGGUGAGUGAGGUGUGAUAUUUGUCACGGUUUUGUUUUAGUGGACCACCAUAAUAGGGUGGCAUUUUUCAUACUUAUGUGCUUGACGGGCAAUUUAUGCAUUAUGGAACAUUAACUUCA